AUGAAGCUUGGACGGCUAUAUUCGGCUCUGUUGUAUUCGUUUGUAUAUUGUAACACAUUGUACGCUCUACAUCCGAUCUAUUCAAAAUUACAUCGAAAAUCGAUGCCAACAAAUGGAAGGGGAGAACCGCUUCAAGUUCACGUUGGUUUCUAUGUGGAAAGCCUUGGGAACUUCAGAUCCACCGAAAUGACAUUCGACAUGGAUUUAUACUUAUACAUGAGUUGGCAGGAUACUCGUAUGAGACAUAAUGGCAGCGACUAUGUUCUCGUCAAUGACAAAGCGCUACUGGAUCAAAUGUGGCUACCUGAUCUCUAUUUUGCUAACGCAAGAACUGCUUAUUUUCAUGAAGUGACUGUGCACAACUUUAAUAUGUUCGUAUCACCUGAGGGAGUGAUAGCCUAUGGGACUAGAGUGACAUUGAACCUGGCCUGCCAUCUCAACCUUCAAGAUUAUCCACUGGAUCGGCAAUCGUGCUCGAUUAAGAUCAUCAGUUAUGCUCACGUUAAGCAAGAGAUGAACGCCACAUGGUUCAAUGAUGGUCCGAUACGUUUCAAUCCAGAAAUUGCACUCCCCGAAUAUCAUAUUAUGUCAUUCGAUAAUGAUUACUGUAAUGGCGUGUUCCACUACACUAUCACGCCAAACUCGUCCAGGCUAGGUGACUUCAGUUGUCUGUUAGCCAUGGUGAACCUGAAACGAGCAAUCGGAUUCCAUUUGGUUCAGAGUUAUAUUCCCACUGGAUUAAUCGUAGCGAUCUCAUGGGUAUCGUUCUGGAUUGAUCGUCGUGCAGUGCCGGCACGGGUUUCGUUAUCGUUUACAACGUUACUAACACUCAGCACUCAGGGUAAUGGGAUACGAUAUGCCUUACCGCCAGUCUCCUAUGCUAAAGCGAUAGACUAUUUCUACGGAGUGUGUAUGCUGUUUAUUUUUGGUGUACUGUUAGAAUUUGCCAUGGUGAACAGUUAUAUGCGCCGUGCUAAUAAGUACAAUCAUAUGGCUGAAAAGAUUCAAAGCAACUACGGGCAGAAGCAUAUUAUAGUACCAUCGGACUACGAUUCGGAAUAUGAGGAGGGUCCUGCGAAGUAUUAUCCGCAUAUAAACAAAAAUUCCGCUCAUCUAAUGUAUAAAGCGUUACGAUAUUCACGAAGGGCGUUAGCAAUCGAUAAGGCAGCUCGGUUUGCUUUCCCAUCUGUAUUUAUGCUGUUCAACGUUAUCUACUGGAUGUAUUACAUGCGGGAACCGGAAGAUCAAUGA
This is a messenger RNA of Necator americanus (New World hookworm), 1251 nucleotides long. RefSeq lists its product as uncharacterized. The record is from RefSeq and is a predicted model, not a curated record. Bases 1 to 1251 code for a protein of 416 amino acids. Gene Ontology annotation, molecular function: chloride channel activity; transmitter-gated monoatomic ion channel activity involved in regulation of postsynaptic membrane potential; excitatory extracellular ligand-gated monoatomic ion channel activity. Lineage: Eukaryota; Metazoa; Nematoda; Chromadorea; Rhabditida; Ancylostomatidae. Gene Ontology annotation, cellular component: neuron projection; synapse; plasma membrane. The transcript has 12 exons. Gene Ontology annotation, biological process: nervous system process; chemical synaptic transmission; chloride transmembrane transport.